UUUUUGUUAAAACAAAUUACUUCUUUUACAUGUUAAAAACGUCGGACGUUGAUGUGGGCGGAGAAAUGGAGAGAAAAAUUUGUAGCGGCGACAGUGCUCCCUUGAAUCCGACCCUAGAGACAAUUCAACCGCAUUCGGGGCCCAUCGACACCGAUUUCCUGCGUGCACGGUCCCAACGCCUCGCGGCCCGUCUGCACCAGGCUUGCCGAGAGAUGGAGUUGCAGUCGAAAAGUGCAAGUAUCAACGCAUCACUGCCAUCAGAUAUGUGGUGUAGUCCUACAGCACCACCUAUUGAACAGCCGUCACAGACAAGCAACGGAGCUGCACGCUCCGCAGGCUCCGUUAUGGUCGGGGCUUCAAUUCCAAUGAACGUGCAAUAUCACUUGCCAGGACCAUCUAACACUGCGGCGCCGGAGCAGAUGCCAAUGCAUACAAAUCCGCCCCAAGUGGAGGCUCAUAUGAAGCCAGCCAACUCGACAGCCCGACAACCUGUUAAGCAAAGAAAAAGGUCUAAGCGAGCCCUCAGGGAGGAGGUAACCGCUCUACAGGAGCUAGUUCAAAAGAUUUCAUUGCUGUCUCCAGAGGUCAAUGCGUACGCGGCUCGCCUCAUUCGCCAAAGUGAUGUGCUGGCGCAGCUGGAUUGGACACCCCCUGAUGACAAGGGCCGACAACAGGUAGCUAUGUCUCCACAAUUUAAUCCUCGCCAAAUGCCCCAGCGUAUUGGCGGUGGCAACGACGUUAAUCGAAGGCAUCAGCACGGGAAUGAGGAAACCAAACGACGCGAGUCGGAGGUGUCAAGCGCAAGCAGCAACAGCGCCACAACAAACAACAAGCAAAAAGCGACCACACAAGAAGCCAAAUCCGCACGGAAGCGCAAAAGUAAGAAACGAGACGCGGCGGCAGGUGAAAACACUAAAACACAGUCAUUAAAGACCGAACUGGAGGCGAUGCGCGCGUAUAUCAACAAGAUUGUUCGGAACUACAUAGGUGCGGAGCACAAACUUCCAGCAAGUUUGAAAUUUACUGGGGACUUUUCCGACCUGGAGGCCCAUGCGCAGCGCCUUGCAAAAGAAGGGCUUGGUCGCGUCGUCGAGGAUGAAAUUCGAGUAAAUCGCAAAAACAAUAAGCAGGCGUUUAUCACAAUGUCCACUGAUCGUGAAGGUCUCGAGCGUGACGGUAUUGUACUGUUGCCAGUGGCUCGACGCUACGCCUUCGAAGGGGAUACGGUGCGUGCCUUCGUUUUAAAUGUUGGCGCUCAAUCCAUGACCCUCGCCGAAGACGAGGAGUUCUCUGAGGAGACCGCGUCACAGGACUCGGACGCCGAUGCUGACAAUGUUGUCGUAAUAUCGUCAGACAACUGCCCCAAGGCGUUCGUCAUAGGGAUUGUAAAGCAAACCGAGCUUCGCCAAAUUGUCGGUUCUAUAUCGUUUACCAAUCCAACGGAGCUUUCUAAGGGUCAUUUGUUUUACAAGUUUCGCCCCUUCGAUCUGCGCCUUCCGAUGGUCUACAUACCGGAAGAAACCUGCAAGAAGCACAUAGGAAACAAACAGCCAGCUGAAGUGUGUGGCCUGCUCUACUUAGCCCACAUCCUCGAGACUGACUGCAAUGGCCACUGUAUUGCGGAAUUGAUUCAGCCAGUGGGCCGCAUUGGUAAUUUGCCGGACGAAAUCAAGGCCAUUAUGAUCCACAACAACUUGAGCGAUAUAAAACCUUUCGAGCAACGAUUUAACGACAUGUUCGUAAACCAAAUUCCUCCGGGGAGCACGAAAGAUCUAGACAAACGUCAGGACUUGCGGAAGAAAUGCAUAUUUACCAUAGAUCCACUGACUGCGCGUGACCUGGAUGACGCAGUCUCCAUUGAGCAGCUGGGAGAUAACGAGUAUGAGAUCGGCGUGCACAUAUCUGACGUGUCUCACUACCUUGAAGAGGACUCCGAGUUGGACAAUAUCGUCAAAGAGCGUUCGACGUCAAUAUAUCUGGCAAACGAAGUUAUCCACAUGCUUCCGCAAACGCUCUGCAUGCGCUGUUCUCUACUGCCUGGUGAGGAUAAGCUUGCGUUUUCGGUGUUUUGGCGUAUGGACAGAAACGGGGUGCAGCUGCAGGAAAAGCCCCGGUUUACUCGCACCAUUAUUAGGUCCUGCACUCAGUUUGCCUACGAGCACGCCCAGAAGAUCAUUGAUAAUCCGCACGAGCGCUUCACUGAACACGAUUUCCCCACCGUCCUGAACGGCUUUCAAGCCAGUGAUGUAGUAAAGCGAGUGCUCUGCCUAAAUGGCAUUGCGAGCUCGCUGCGUAAAGCACGCUAUGAAAAAGGGUCCAUUAGUUUCAACAAUCCCAAGCUGCGCUUUGUCCUCGAUCCAAUCAGUGGCGAGCCAGAAGACUUUGAGGUGGAGAUGCAGAGAGAGGCUAAUCGCAUGAUAGAAGAGUAUAUGCUUUUGGCCAACCAGGCUGUGGCGCGGUUUAUAUACGACGCGUUCCCGGAGAUUGCCGUGCUUCGCAAUCACCCGCCGCCGCUUAUGAAGUCACUAAAGGCAUUGCGGGAGAAGUUUCAGACCUUGGGCUUUAAUUUGGACUACAGCUCUUCCAAGGCCCUUCAACAGAGCAUCAUAAGAAUGUGCCAAGAGGCCCCCAAUCCCCUUGCGAUGAGCUUCUGCCUCAGUCGCCUGCUGAUGAAACCGAUGGCAAGGGCUAACUACUUUUGCAGCGAAGGAAGAACUGAGCCGGCCGAUCUCUGGCACUACGCCCUAUCUAUUCCUAUCUACACCCACUUCACCAGCCCGAUUCGUCGCUAUCCCGACGUAAUGGUGCAUCGUCUACUGGCAGCUGCGCUUCACUACUGCCCACCCCCGUGCCGUACUCCCGCAGAUCUGCACUCGCUAAUAAAAAUUGCGAACGAGCGCAAGUACAAUGCCAAAAAUGCAGGCGACGAGUCGUGCAACUUGUACUUCAAACGAUACGUGGGCAACAAGCAGCGAGUCCGCAUGACCGCUGUGGUCAUGGAAAUAUACCAGCACAUGAUGAAUGUAGUUACCCUGGAAUCGGGGCAUGUUAUCAGCAUUAACUACAAAACGCAGAAGGUUCUCGUGAACGCACAGAAUGCGCCCAACUUUAUAUUGAUCGCCGAGCUCAACGUGAGGCAGACGCCCCGCAAGUUGCAGUUGCUUUCCGUGGUACCCAUUUACCUUAUGAUACGGGACAACAAGUUGACUGGGUUUCUGCAUAUCGAGAGCCAGCAUCCACUGAACACGCCCAAAAAUCAGCUAAGCGGUAAAAACAAGCUAAAGUCGCUGCACAAUCAGCAACAACGAUCGACCAACUGUGACACUGCCAACAGUUUACGGCCUACUACCUCAAAUGUUGUUGGGUCUCAAGCACAAGCGCAGGUCCACCACCAGCAACAAAACCUGGCGCGCAUACGCCAGCAACAGCAAUACCACCCAAAUUCACAGCAGCGGGUCUAUAGCAUGCGGCAAAACAGUCUAUAAUUAUACUUUUAUAGUAUAUAAUUUACUUUUUUGGCCGCAGUCGUUACCCAAACAUAUCUGAUCCGAAAGUUUCAGCCAAAACUUAUUCAUACAUAUUCAAACAUAGCUAGGCGAAAGCUAGGCCUAAAUUAAAUCUGUGAUGCUCCAUCUACUUAUUCAUAGCACAUGCAUAUCUAAGUGAGCUCUAUAGAAAUUAUUGAGUUGUCUAAAUUGUAAAGCUUUUAGAAAACAAAUUCAAAUUGCAGAAUGUCCCGAACAAUAAAUCAAAAUCAAACAACUGUCAGUACCGUAUCUCGUACGCACGUACGGUACGCAGAAUACACAAAGAAAUUAUACAAACAAAUUGAUUCUCGUCCGUCCGGUUUUCCCGCACUCUCAUUGCAAAUAAACAUUGAUCUCUCAAUACUGGUUUAUCGAUUCAGAAGUAAAUAAAAUGUUCCUUUUGCCAGUAUCGCCCUAUAAUAAUA
Drosophila pseudoobscura is the source of this 3952-nucleotide messenger RNA. It is a transcript of the gene Dis3l2, whose product is annotated as Dis3 like 3'-5' exoribonuclease 2. Gene Ontology annotation, molecular function: RNA binding; 3'-5'-RNA exonuclease activity. Gene Ontology annotation, biological process: miRNA catabolic process; mRNA catabolic process. The transcript has 4 exons. The coding region runs from base 30 to 3485 and encodes 1151 amino acids. Gene Ontology annotation, cellular component: P-body. Lineage: Eukaryota; Metazoa; Arthropoda; Insecta; Diptera; Drosophilidae. The record is from RefSeq and is a predicted model, not a curated record.